AGCACCUGCUUCCAACAAGGAGGUGGAGAAAAUGCUGUCAUGAAAACGUCCAACUCCAGAGGCUGGCACUGACACUUGUGCAGGAGGUUGGAUGGUUCUGAGAUUAUGCACAGGUUAUUUUCAUAAUCUUGAUUGGGGAAAGUUCGCCUUGUGUUUUUUUUCUUUUUUGUUUCCAGAAGGGAAAAGCUGUGGUGUGACUACAAAGCAGAGUCACUUUUGGAGUCCCAUCGUGUUGGAGUUGUUACAGGUUAUGAUAGGUGUACUUUUCGCCUUUGUGUCAGCUCAACAAUGAUGAUAUUUCCGUCUGUUUCUGAGUCGCAUUUUAAUGCACCACAAACUGUUGCCAGAGUUCCCUGCCCCUGGAUGGGAGAUGUGUUCUUAUCAAACAGCCUCCGGGUGCAAUCAGGAGUUCGGGACCUUUGAGAAGACGCCUCUGGACUUGGAUUGUCUCGGACUUAGGAGAAAGAUCCAGCUUUCUGAAAGAGUAGUGACAGAGGCGCGCAGACAUCAGUGAUAAAAGUUGGACAGAAAGUACACUUUCUGUAAGAAAACUGAUGCGCGUGAGAAGGGAUGCCAGCCAGGCGUGGCUAGUGCUUGAAUAUCCAAUGUGAGAAUGCGUGGGGAGUAUGUAUAUAAUAGAGGCUUUUCAUCUGAUAAACAGAUAGAUCAAAGUGAUCAUUAAAGGAAAGGGCGAUCAAUAAAAGGGACGCCGCUGAUUUGGAGGAGCACCGCGCGCUGGGUACGCUCUGUGCGUGCAUGGACCGGACUUGUUUAAACUUUUUCUCCUAUUCGAGUCACCGUAAAGUACAAUUGAAAUGCCGUCGCUUAAUUUGACAGCUGUGCACACAAUGGCAGAGGUCGGGAGUUUCCUGGGGACGAUCGACCUGGAUUUACAAAGCUUUCCUGCACUCGGGAAUAUGCCCCUACCGGAGUCUCCAGUGGGCUUAAAUGAGCAGCUGGGGCAGAUUGAAGGGAGGCUGCAGCGGGGGUCGCCGACGGAUUUUGGGCACCUGAAAGGGAUCCUGAGGCGGCGGCAGCUCUACUGCAGGACCGGCUUCCAGUUGGAGAUAUUUCCUAAUGGGACGGUGUAUGGGACACGGCAGGACCACAGCAGAUUUGGCAUCCUGGAGUUCAUCAGUCUGGCAGUGGGUCUGGUCAGCAUCAGAGGGGUGGACGCUGGACUCUACCUCGGCAUGAAUGAGAAAGGAGAGCUCUAUGGGUCGAAGAAGCUGACGGCUGAGUGCGUGUUCAGGGAGCAGUUUGAGGAGAACUGGUACAACACCUACGCCUCCACUCUGUACAAGCACACGGACACAGGACGCUUCUACUACGUGGCUUUAAACAAAGACGGCUCGCCCAGAGAGGGCGGCAGGACUAAAAAGCACCAAAAACUCACCCACUUCUUGCCCAGGCCAGUGGAGAUCGAGAAGAUCCCUCAGGCGUACAGGGACUUAUUUCAGUAUAGGUGACCAGCGCUUACAUUUGGAGCAACAGAUGUAACAGUAGAAGAAGACGAGGGGGGUGUUGUGGGUAUUUUGGACCCAGAACAGAACUGUUUACCCUCAACUCCUUCACUGUGUUUACACCUCAGCCCACCGCCAAGCACGUUACAGCACUGACAUAAACAUUGUGCAUGUUCCUUGAUGCUGCUGCUUCAGUAGACUUGUGACCUCAGAAAAGGAGGGAAAGUCUUAUAAAAACCACUGCGGACAUGGACAAGAUGAGCCAAUCAGACGCCAUGUUUUCUCCAUUACCACUUGAGAGAAAUGCGUAGAAACUGAAGCAACAUGCAAUGACAAGUGGAGUCAUGGCUCUUGGCAGAUUUGCGAAGUACUAAGCUGUAGUGGGAGUUAAGUGAAUGAAGAGACUUUUAGGAGCUCCAAAUGGUGGAAAGCACUGCAGAUGUCAAUUUGUGCAUUUGUCAAAGAAAAUACACAACCAUAAUGAUGGUGAGUUUGGGCACAUUCCAAAUAUAUGGAAAUAUUUUGGAGAAGCAGGGCUGGAAAUCCAUACAAAUGAAUGUGUGUGCUGCGUGUAGGUGAAAGGUUGAGAUAGCUAAGAACUAAAGAGAAGUCUUAAUGUGGAACCAGUCAAGAUAGAGCACUUACCGCACAUCCCCAGUCAUUCUGACUCUCUCUCAUGGGUCUUAUCAUAACUUUUUAAUGUUAGCAUAUUGUAGAAGUUGAAUGCAAACAAGUGAUAAAGCUUGGGACAGAAGCAAGUCCUUGACUUUGGUUGUAAAAGAAGACCUAAUGGGUGUGUUUUUUUUUUUUAAAGAUGGUGACUUGUAAUGUUCAGAGUGUCAGGAACAUUAUUAAAAAUGCAAGCAGCUGAGGUGUACAUAUGGGUGAUCCUAUUUAUGAGAUGUACAAUAUAUUUAUUUUCUACAUAUAAAGUAUAAAUAUAAAUCUAUAUAUUUAUUUAUUGCAAAGACUUUAUUUUGUAAAGAACUUGAAGUUAUCUGGACUGUAGAUUCUACUGAGAUUAUACCACAACACAACUACAACGAAAACACAAACUGCAAUGAACGUGACAAUUAAAUUGUCCUGCUUUCUUGACCUCUUUGUCAGAGACUAUUUUUGCUUGGAUAAACAUCUGAUGUACCAAUUAA
Cheilinus undulatus (humphead wrasse) is the source of this 2611-nucleotide messenger RNA. It is a transcript of the gene fgf16, whose product is annotated as fibroblast growth factor 16. The record is from RefSeq and is a predicted model, not a curated record. Gene Ontology annotation, biological process: fibroblast growth factor receptor signaling pathway; positive regulation of endothelial cell chemotaxis to fibroblast growth factor; animal organ morphogenesis. The transcript has 3 exons. Gene Ontology annotation, cellular component: cytoplasm. The coding region runs from base 816 to 1469 and encodes 217 amino acids. Gene Ontology annotation, molecular function: fibroblast growth factor receptor binding; growth factor activity. Lineage: Eukaryota; Metazoa; Chordata; Actinopteri; Labriformes; Labridae.